AUGGAAUCUGUCACCGGGUCCUCUUCUCUAUAUGUCAGAUCCGACACCCCCGAGGGAUCCCAGGACACGAUUCCAUCUUCUCCUCCUAUAUUCAAUGCUCCACAGAUACUUUCAUCUCCUCCUCGAACGAAGACUAAAAAGCCCCCUCCCGUCACGCCCAGAUCAUUCAAACGGUUCUUUACCCCACGCUCUGUGCUGGGGGCGCUCUCGAGUGGAGGGAACGACCGCCCCAAUCGCCACAUCCUGAAAGAUAUAUGCUCCCCUGCGUUGAACCGUCUCGGACCAGCAUUUUCCAGGAUAUCAGAUGGCACCCAAGACAACCCAGCUAAAUCUUCCCACUCACAAGAUGACUUAUUAACUCCCCGCAAAAAACGAAAAUUGUCCAUUUCUUCUUCAAGUUCUCCACUUCAAUCUUCGCCAUUGAGAAGAGUGCGAAUUGCGCCAUCUAUUCGUCAAAUUGAUAUAGACUCGAGUCCUCGUAGGCCAAAAGUUGAUGAAAUUGGGAUCGAAUCUGAGAUACAAUCGGAGGUGCUUAAAACCAAAACCAAACAACAUACCCUACCGCCAACACCUCUACGUCGAUCUCAUACGCUUCAAACCACCGGUCAAAUAUUUAUACGCAGCCUUUCGGGUAAUACACCGGGGACGCUGACACACCGAUAUGACUAUGGGAAUGCCUGGCGGGAUGAGGUGUCCGACUUCUAUAGCUUAGCUGACGACCUCCAUCAAUGCUCUUAUAGAGAUCAGAGGGGAGAACGUCUCACUCUACCGUUUUGCACUGUUUCUUGUCACACCAAUUCUCUGGUGGCGAUUGGAGACGAAGAAGGAGGAGUCCGACUAUUAGACUCAGCUAAGGACGUGAAACCGGGUUUUUCCAAAACCUAUCUAUCAUUUCAACCGCAUACAAACUCCAUUAUGGACCUAGAAUUCUCCUCUGAUGACAGACUUCUAGCUACUGCGUCGGGUGAUCAAACGUCACGGAUUAUCGAUAUGACUACUCAAACCCAAAUAUACUGCCUGUCGAAGCAUACUUCAUCUGUCAAACGCGUUCAAUUCCAGCCCGCUUCUAAUAACAAUGUUGUUGCAACGUGUAGUCGUGACGGCAGCGUUAAUAUUUGGGAUCUACGAUACAAAGCCUUUGAAAAGCCUGCAAUGCAGUUACGCUGUUCUCUUACAUCGGACGCGGAUGAUUCUGCAAGAGCGUCCACUAAAAUGAAGUAUCCCCAGGUAUCCAACAGCAUCUGGCCAGCGCAUGCGGAAAGGGCCCGGUCCAAAACUGGUUCGGAAGCAGAAGCCCUAGCACGUCGGGACGAUAUAUCCGUUACUUCUAUCGCAUUUCUACACCCUGGCCGUGAAAACCUCUUCGUAACCUGCGGCGAAUCAAAUGCUUGUGUGAGGUUGUGGGACCUGCGAACUACCUACUCUUUACGACGCAAAACACCUGUCCCCUUAGCCAUCACUAGACAACCAGAGAGCCACGAAAAAUACCGCCAAUUCGGACUGACAUCGAUGGCCUUCAGUGGUAAUGGGAGCAGGCUUUACACCCUAUGCCGGGAUGGCAGCGUUUACGCAUACUCCACCUCCCACCUGACUCUAGGGAGCUGUCCAGAAAUGACACCAUCCAGCUCAAGUUUCAAGCGCUUCCCAAGCGACGAGGCCAAACCGGGCCUAGGGCCCUUAUACGGCUUCCGCCAUCCGCACCUUCAAGUCGCCACAUUCUUUGUCAAAAUCGCCGUCCGCCGUGCAGUCAAUGACGAAAGUGAAAUGCUCGCAGUCGGCAGCAGUGAUAACUGCGCCAUCGUAUUUCCGACAGAUGAACGAUAUCUACCGUCGCCAUUCAUCACUGGUUCUUCUUCCCUUUCGUCCUCCACAGGUAUUGUUAAUAACUCUUCCAACCAAGCAUCUUCUCGGCCACUACACGGCCACAACCUACGUAGUUCCCAUUCCAGCAGUGUAGGCUUGUCGGGACGUCUGGAAGAUACCAUCCCGAUAUACAAGCAUGGCGCGGCGCUAGUUGAAGGGCAUAAGAAGGAAGUAUCUGGCGUUUCUUGGACGUAUGGUGGCGAGCUUAUCACCGUCAGCGAUGACUUACAUGCUCGAUGCUGGCGAAAAGGCCCUGCAGCGCGAGACCUCAGGAUCGGCGGGGAUGGUGAAGGGCGGAGAUGGCGUUGUGGAUGGGCGGAUGUGAAGGACUCAGGUGACGAUGAAGAUGAAUAGGGGGAGGGGCCCAUUAACGUAUCUGCUGGUACUGCUAUGUGCAUUAGGGAGUUCGUUUUGCGUGUAAUUUUUCCUCAAAUUUCAGAGCGAAGUUAUUAUAAGGCGUUUUUGCUAGCGAGAAUUGCCGUUUCUGUCGUCC
This is a messenger RNA of Histoplasma capsulatum G186AR, 2356 nucleotides long. Its product is annotated as WD domain-containing protein. Lineage: Eukaryota; Fungi; Ascomycota; Eurotiomycetes; Onygenales; Ajellomycetaceae. The record is from RefSeq and is a predicted model, not a curated record. The transcript has 3 exons. Gene Ontology annotation, cellular component: nucleus. Gene Ontology annotation, biological process: proteasome-mediated ubiquitin-dependent protein catabolic process. Gene Ontology annotation, molecular function: protein binding; protein-macromolecule adaptor activity. Bases 1 to 2217 code for a protein of 738 amino acids.